Messenger RNA from Ipomoea triloba (trilobed morning glory), 1954 nucleotides. Its product is annotated as WD repeat-containing protein LWD1. The coding region runs from base 178 to 1218 and encodes 346 amino acids. Gene Ontology annotation, molecular function: protein binding. The transcript has a single exon. The record is from RefSeq and is a predicted model, not a curated record. Lineage: Eukaryota; Viridiplantae; Streptophyta; Magnoliopsida; Solanales; Convolvulaceae. Gene Ontology annotation, cellular component: nucleus.
GAUUCGUACUAGUAAUUGUGGCCGCCCUUAAUUUAGGCCGUAUCUGUAAUUUCUUUCCAUUCGACUGAAUUGCUCUGCCGUCUCCAGUCCAGUAGAGUAGAGUAGAGUAGUAGUGAGUCGCUAGCGAAAGAAAUUGAAGAAGAAGAAGAAGAAUUAUUAGGGUUUAGGGUUUGAGAGAUGGGGGCGAGCAGCGAUCCGAACCAGGACGGGUCCGACGAACAGCAGAGGCGUUCCGAGAUCUACACCUACGAGGCCCCCUGGCACAUCUACGCCAUGAAUUGGAGCGUUCGCAAGGACAAAAGGUACCGUCUCGCCAUCGCUAGCCUCCUGGAACAGUACCCCAAUCGCGUCGAGAUUGUUCAGCUCGACGACUCCAAUGGCGAGAUCCGCUCCGAUUCUAAUCUCUCCUUCGAGCACCCUUACCCUCCUACCAAAGUCAUCUUCAUUCCCGACAAGGAAUGCCAGAAGCCUGAUCUCCUCGCCACCUCCAGCGACUAUCUUCGUGUUUGGCGCGUCGCCGAUGACAACUCCCGCGUCGAAAUCAAAACUGUCCUCAACAACAACCGCAACAGCGAGUUCUCCGGUCCUCUAACCUCCUUUGACUGGAACGAGGCUGAGCCUAAGCGCAUAGGCACUUCCAGUAUCGACACCACCUGUACAAUUUGGGACAUUGAGAGGGAGACCGUUGAUACUCAACUCAUCGCUCACGACAAGGAGGUAUAUGACAUUGCAUGGGGAGGCGUUGGCGUCUUCGCCUCUGUCUCAGCCGAUGGCUCUGUCAGGGUGUUUGAUCUUCGCGACAAGGAACACUCCACUAUUAUAUAUGAGAGCUCGGAGCCGGAUACCCCUCUUGUUCGCUUGGGUUGGAACAAACAGGACCCUAGGUACAUGGCCACAAUCAUCAUGGACAGCUCCAAAGUUGUUGUACUAGAUAUCAGAUUCCCAACACUGCCUGUGGUGGAAUUACAGAGGCACCAGGCCAGCGUAAAUGCUAUUGCCUGGGCUCCCCACAGCUCUUGCCACAUUUGCACUGCAGGUGAUGACUCACAGGCACUCAUCUGGGACCUCUCCUCCAUGGGUCAGCCCAUUGAAGGGGGAUUGGAUCCUAUUCUCGCUUAUACUGCUGGUGCUGAAAUUGAACAGCUUCAGUGGUCAUCCUCCCAGCCUGAUUGGGUAGCCAUUGCAUUCUCAAACAAGCUUCAGAUUCUCAGGGUGUGAGUGUGACAUAACCCACCCUACAAACAUCACUUCAACAUCUGAUAGGCAGGCAACUGAGUUCGUUAUGAUCUCAGUCUGUCUGUCUGUCUUCUUAUUUACAGUACAAUUUUAUUUAUAGAAAAAAAAAAUUAUGUGUCAAAGCAUUGUUGUUUUUAUUUUCUUUGCUUUCUUUCUUCUUCCUUUAAUCUGACUAGAGACAAUCCACUUAUCCUGCUUUUUUACUGACCUAGAGUGAGAACAGGCUUAGGAUUCUUGUAGAAUUUGCAUGACACCUUCAAAUUAAGGACUUUCAUACAAUAUCAAACUUUUUUCCUAGCUUAGGAUCCUUGUAUUAUAUUAACUAAUGCUAUUUUUAUUUGCUGUCCUGCAAUUUUAUUUUCUUGGGGACUUCCAUACAUUAUCAAAGACUUGGAUCCAAUAUGCUCCGUAUAACUUUCCUACAUAGCAUAUGUGUCCUAGUGCUACUUUCACCAUAAAAGUUCUGUGAGAUGUGAGUGGCUAUCUUAUUUUGAUGAUUGAGAUGCAUAUGUCCAGGUGCCAUGCUUCUCCACUUCUCCCUACACUACCCAUCUUUCAACAUUUGGGUGGGGUGAGAAUUUAUGCCCUGAUUGUAAAUUGCCACCAAAAAAGAUGGAGAAAAUACCCUUUUUAUUAGUUGAAGCUAGUUUAGGGGUGUUGUGUCAUGAAUGUAUGAAAUUCAAACUCGUAAGUUAUGAAUUUUAUGAUAGUUGUAGCA